Molecule: messenger RNA, 498 nt
Organism: Naumovozyma castellii
Lineage: Eukaryota; Fungi; Ascomycota; Saccharomycetes; Saccharomycetales; Saccharomycetaceae
Gene: POP5
Product: RNA-binding protein POP5
Exons: 1
Coding region: 1-498 (165 amino acids)
Source: RefSeq, a predicted model, not a curated record
AUGGUCCGUUUAAAGAGUAGAUACGUUUUAUUUGAAAUUCUUUACCCUCCUGUUACUGGGACGCAAUACUCAAAAACCGAAAUAUACGUCUCUAAUCAUACACAAUCUCCCCAUCAAAUUACAUCAAAGACUCUUUUGCAAGAGAUACGACGUUCUCUUCAAAUCAACUUUGGUGAUUAUGGUGCAGGUAAGGUCGCAUCACUGUUGCAACUAAAAUACUUCUCGAAUACAACAUCAAUGGGUAUUAUUAGAUGCCACCGCGAAGAUUGUACUUUGCUAGUAGCGGCAUUAAGUCUUAUUUCCAAAGUUGCAGACAUUGAUGGUGUCAUUAUUAAUCCAAUUAAAUUAAGUGGUACCGUUAAAAAAAUAGAGCAAUAUGGUGUGAGACGAAAUUCCAUGGCCAUUUCUUUUCUCAAAGCACAACCUAGUAGUAACUCACUCACAUUACAAACUUCGGAAAAUGAUAUAAAAAUCUUGGAUAGUCACCAAAACUUUUAG